CGUAGUUGUUGACGUCAAUGACAUGACAUGAAAUUCAAUAAAGAAAAUUAGAAAUGGCUGCGAUAGGCAGUGGACGGGGGAAUAUGGAUUCCCAAAACCAAGUGCAAAGUGACAAUGUAGAUCGUUUAAAACUGCUAUAUCCCAAUGUUAAUGAAGAAGAAACGCCCUUACCAAGAUCAUGGAGUACAAAAGAUAAAUUCAGCUAUAUUGGGUUGUCGCAGAAUAAUCUGCGAGUCCAUUAUAAAGGUGGGACGCAGGGCCCGGGCCGCCGACCCCACCUGCCCUACCUCCACUUACGCCUCUGGAUGUAUCGUCAUGGCAAGACACACAAGGACGCGGCCAGCGUGCGCGCGACGCACCCCAUCCCCGCGGCGUGCGGCCUCUACUACUUCGAGGUGCGCAUCGUGUCCAAGGGCCGCGACGGGUACAUGGGCAUCGGGCUCUCCGCACAUGGAGUCAACAUGAACAGAUUACCAGGUUGGGACAAGCAUUCGUAUGGGUAUCACGGCGACGACGGGCACUCGUUCUGCUCGUCGGGCACCGGGCAGCCGUACGGGCCCACCUUCACCACCGGCGACGUCAUAGGCUGCGGCGUCAACCUCGUCGACAACACCUGCUUCUACACCAAGAACGGACACCAUCUCGGCAUCGCCUUCAGAGGUCUACCUCCGAACCUGUACCCGACGGUGGGGCUGCAGACGCCGGGCGAGGUGGUGGACGCCAACUUCGGCCAGCAACCCUUCGUGUUCGACAUCGAGGACAUGCUCCGCGAGCUGCGCGCGCGCACUCGCUGCGCCAUCGACGAGUUCCCGCUGCCCGACGACCAGGGCCAGUGGCAGCAACUACUGCACAAGAUGGUCUCGUCGUACCUGGUGCACCACGGCUACUGCAGCACUGCUCAGGCAUUCUCCCGCGCCACCGGACAGCCUAUCGACGAGGACAUCGCUUCCAUCAAGAACAGACAGAGAGUGUCGAAGUUGGUGGUGUCGGGGCGUAUCGGCGAAGCCAUAGAGGUAACACGCGCCUUGUACCCGGGUCUGCUAGACCGGGAUCAAGACUUGCUCUUCCUGCUCAAGUACCGUCAGUUCGUCGAGAUGGUAAAUGGAUCUGACGCAGAGGGCGCGCGCAGUAACGGCGUGGCCACGUCCGUCAUCUCGCACACCUCGCGCACCAACGGACACGCACACUCCGAUGCAGAGGGCGGCGCCCCCCCGGGCGCGGAGGAGGACGCGGGCGCGGAGUCGGGCGCGGGCGACGCGGCCGGCGCCACCGACGUGGACAUGGCGCCCGCCACCAACGGACAGACAGGUACACCACGUCUACUGCCCUGGCCCGGUGGACCUCUGCCCGCGCCUACCCACGGACUAUCCUACGAUAUAUACCAGAUAUAUCACGCAAUCUAAUGUAUUUAACGUUGCAGCCGUAAAUGUAGUCCGUCUUGCCAGUUAACUCAAUUUUAAAGUUGAUACCAACAAUUCAAUAUUUGUAGUUGGGUUUCGAUUCCCAAUAAAAUUAUUUACGAUAUGACCACCGGAAUACAUUUUAUAUUUGUCUCUAUUUUAUUUACAUUUUAAUAUAAAAAGUAUAAUUAAAUACGCUAACAUAACCUAUACAUAAGUAUAAAGUAUUCUACAGACUAUACAAAAAUAUAUUAGUAUAUAAUAAAUAAUGUAUGGAUAAAAUAUGUAAGGAAUAUUAUGUACGUACCUAAUAUUACAAGUAUAUGUUUUUAUUUGGAUUAUAUAUUAUUUGCACAGCAUACUCAUUCAUUACAUUAUGUUAGUAGCGCCAUAUCUCAUUAUAUUGCUAUUUUACUUAGUUUGCAUGGCUUUGUACAUAGUGGGCCAGUUAACAGUACGCAUUAGUAGGCUGCCCCUCCCUCUAGUGCUCGCGUAUAAUGUAGCUAAUGGUAACAUUCGACACAAAUAUGGCGCCUGUGUUAUGUCUACACGCAUACACGCAGUGCAGAUGUUGUCACUUCUCGCGUCCUGCGAGGCGAGCAGUCCUGUCAAUAUAACACGGUGUGGUGCGUCUGUAUGUCUUGUAAUGAUGUAAGGAGAGAUUGAUGCAUUGGUCGAUAUUUCGAUGCUACGAAUAGUGCGCUGUGGCCGGCCGGGAACUGUUACUUAAUUAUUACCUGACAGUCUCAUGGCUUAAACUGACAUUGUCGAUUGCACCCUUGGUUUAUCUAAUAUUUAGUUAGGAUUUUCUUGUGAUCCUACACAAAUGACAGAGUUUAUAACUACUGUGUUCAUUAAUGUGUGUAACUAGUGCGUCAGACACGGGAAGUUGGCAUGUGUUUGGUCGAAUUAUCGGCUAUUUACUAACAGGUCAUGUAACAUCGCAUCUAGAAUCGACAUCACUCACCUGCACUUACAGCAUAUUUUGGUUUUAUUUCUUUCCGUUAAGUUGGAUUUAGUUCGCGUGCGUCGUCGCUUACGCAUGUCCGGUAAGGAAGGAGGCGCAAGUUACGAGUGUUGGGUAGUAGUACGGUAGUGACUCGCGCCUCCGCGGCGGUGACGCGGCGUGACGCGGCGUGACGCGGCGGUGACGCGGCGUGACGCGGCGUGACGCGGCGUGACGCGUGUGCUUGUAGGUGCGCGGGCGCUGCCGCUGGUCAAGGGCAUGCCGGGCGUGACGGCCAGCCUCGCCGCGCUGUUGCCGCCGCACUCGGGUGGGUACCUCACUCCUCACUGCGCUACUCUCUGUGCUCAUCUCUCUCGUGCUCUGGUUCCUCCGACCCGAUACUCACGAACUGAACGUCAGUAUCGUGCGCAACUCCAGAUCUUACAUUGACGUAAUCGACUAAAACUUGGGAAGGUACGAUGAAGGCCAACGUUACGGAUGAGUAGACAACGAAACGGAAGGAUGCGUGAGGGAGCCAGAGCAGUGGUCGGUGGCAUCGCUUCGAGUGUCCCCGCCCCACCGGCUGCAGUGCUUGUCCCCGCCGAGCCCCCUAAUGUGGCCCUGUCUUGUGUAGCUGUGCUUGUACUAACUCACCGGAUGUGCAACUCCGCACUCGACAGUCUACUUACACUGAACCCUCUCCUACAUGAUAUUCUGCCCUCACUGGGACUGUACACCCUGACUGAAGUAGCGAGUUGAGAUGUCGCAGCGUCAGUGGCGGUGCACAGAGUCCGUUGUCCCUAGCGCUAGUAGCCCAGUAGUGGAGUAGUGUCCUGUACGUGUCGCUGCCGGAGGUAAGUGACCGACAGCUCAUUUUGUCGCACUCUCAACUUAAUUUACAAAACGAGUUGCGGCGUUGGCUUUGCGGUCAUUCAUUGCAACAAUCAGUAAUAUAGCAACUUGUUUAAUGAACAGUAAUUCGACAGGUUCGGUAAGUUGUUAGUAUUCACGAUGACGUGUAUUACUGAGCAAGGGAGUUUGUAAAUUAAGUUGUAGUCAUGGUUGGUGUGUCGCAGUGGUUAGUGUAUGUUGCAUGUGACUGCGAGGUGGUGCCCGCAUGACGUCUGUGGACUAACGCUUGUUAUGUAUACUCGCCCUAUUAUAUAUUUACUAUAUUAUACAUAUUAUCAUAUUACACUAAACGCAUGCGCGGUCCGACGUGCCGCCCGAUAUGACAGUCUAUGUCACGACACAGUUUUCUCCACGGCACUGAGUUAUGAGUUUCUCUCGCUCCUUGAUUAUUUGAUCAGAUUUUAUAGUUUAAGUUGAAUACACUAAUGUACAAUUACAAGUGACGGCGACAAAUUGCUUAACAAUGGCAUAUAGAGGUGUAGGAGUGUAAAUAUCGAGUGAGCGUAGAGUAUGGCGGUCGCUGACGCAGUGAGUGUAUGCGCAGAGUCGGAGUGCGGGACGCGCGCCUCCGUGGAGCGGAUGCUGGCGUUCGGCCGCGAGCUCUACGCCAUGAGCCAGAAGCUGCAGCAGGACCAGUACGUCAAGUCCAUGCUCGAGGAUGCAUUCAGCCUGUUAGCGUACAGCAACCCAUGGGACAGCCCCGUGGGCUGGCAACUUGAACCUGUGCGCAGGGAAGCAGUCUGCGAGGCACUCAACUCUGCCAUACUCGAGGCACAAGGCAUGCGGUGGAUCUCCCCCGUGGAGGCCUGCGUGUCUCAAUCGCGUGAUCUGCUCCGCCGAAUGGCACGGGGCGGACUCGGCGCUUGUGCCUUCGCCGACCUCACUGCGCUGCUGCGCCGCUGACGCGGGGCGGACACGGCGCUUGCGCCUUCGCCGACUUCGCCGCGCUGCUGCGGCGCUGAUGCGGGGCGGACCCGGCGACUGCGCCUUCGCCGCCCCCGCCGCGCUGCCGC
Spodoptera exigua (beet armyworm) is the source of this 4271-nucleotide messenger RNA. NCBI's taxonomy places the organism in Eukaryota, Metazoa, Arthropoda, Insecta, Lepidoptera, Noctuidae. The record is from the annotation of a GenBank genome assembly.